Messenger RNA from Symbiodinium sp. CCMP2592, 501 nucleotides. Lineage: Eukaryota; Dinophyceae; Suessiales; Symbiodiniaceae. The record is from the annotation of a GenBank genome assembly.
AUGUCGGGAUCUGGCAUCUCCACCCUCCAGUUGUGUACAGAAUUUGUGAAACUGCGAGGCACUAUGUCACUGUGGCAUUGUGAGCUUCUUCGAGUCUUCGUUCGGGUCACGGUCAUCCUCCGCGACAACCUCUCACGUCAGCUGGGCCGUGCGACGUCGGCGUUGUCCUGCCUCCUUCCGACCUCUUACCGGAGAAUACCGAGGCGAGAUGGCUGGUCUUCUCGAGGCCCUCGUGAUGAGUCGCUGUCAGUCUUCGAGUCUUCGCUGCUCCACGGACUUCAUUGUGCCAUGCCAUGCGCCGCUGCGGUGCAGCACAGCCCAAUCUUCAUCCUCUUGUCCUUCGUCCUUGGCUGCGCGCCCCAGGCCCCCAGGCCUCUUUCGAAACCCCCCUGUUUGGGCAUCGGUCAUACGCCCCAGGGCCCGCUCCUCCGCUCUGCUUCCAGAAGGCCCGCUCCUCCGCUCUCUGCUCCUCGCCUGCGAGGCUUGUUGCAGGGAGACUAA